This is a messenger RNA of Saccharomycodes ludwigii, 1050 nucleotides long. RefSeq names its product translation initiation factor eIF3 subunit i (gene TIF34). Gene Ontology annotation, cellular component: cytoplasm; eukaryotic translation initiation factor 3 complex, eIF3m. NCBI's taxonomy places the organism in Eukaryota, Fungi, Ascomycota, Saccharomycetes, Saccharomycodales, Saccharomycodaceae. The record is from RefSeq and is a predicted model, not a curated record. The coding region runs from base 1 to 1050 and encodes 349 amino acids. The transcript has a single exon. Gene Ontology annotation, biological process: cytoplasmic translational initiation. Gene Ontology annotation, molecular function: RNA binding; protein binding; translation initiation factor activity.
AUGAGACCAUUAGCAUUAAGAGGCCAUACAAGAGGUAUUACACAAGUUAAAUUUAAUCUAGAGGGAGAUAUUUUUGUUUCAGCAGGUAAAGAUACCGAUGCUUCAGUCUGGUUCUCUCAUAACGGUGAAAGGUUAGGCACUUUGAUUGGCCACAAUGGGUCUAUUUUCAGUGUUGAUAUCGAUAAAGACAGUAAAUACUGUAUUACUGCCUCAUCAGACGAAACAGUUAAAUUAUGGAAUUUGAAAACAGGUGAGAUUUUUGAUGAAAUCAAAUUUCAAUGUCCAGUUUAUAGAGUUGAAUUUUCUCCAGAUGGUUCAAAGAUUUUAAUUGUUACAUCCACCUUAAUGAAAUCCAAAGGUCAUUUAAUUGUUCACAAUAUAGAUAGAUCAGCAAAUAUUAUUGAAAAGGAGCCUGUUUUUUCUAUUGAAACACACGAAGAAUACAAACCCAUUCAAGUUGCAUCCUGGAGUUAUAAUGGCAGGUAUAUUGCUGCUGGUCGUACCGAUGGCAGUUUGAGUAAAUUUGAUGGUGAAACUGGUCAAGUUUUAAAACAUGUUCCUAACUUGCAUGAAGAUAUAAUUAAGGAUAUUCAAUUUUCACAGGAUCGUACGUAUUUUAUUACCUCAUCUAGAGAUAAAUCUGCCAAGUUGAUCGACAUUAUUACAAUGGACACAUUAAAAAGUUAUGACACCGAUUCUGCUCUAAAUAGUGCUUGCAUUACUCCAGUCAAAGAAUUUGUUAUAUUAGCAGGUGGUCAAGAUGCUAAAGAUGUUACUACAACUUCUUCUAGGGAGGGUAGGUUUGAAAGUAGAUUUUUCCAUAAAAUUUUUGAAGAUGAAAUAGGUAGAGUUUCUGGUCAUUUUGGUCCUAUAAACUACGUUGCUGUUUCUCCCCAAGGCACUAGUUUCGUUUCCGGUGGGGAGGAUGGUUUUGUUAGAUUACACCAUUUUGAUAAAUCUUACUUUGAUUUCAAAUACGAGGUUGAAAAGACAGCUGAAGCUGAACAAGAAAGUGCUGCCAACAACGGUAAAGUUUCUGUAGACGCUUAA